Molecule: messenger RNA, 1147 nt
Organism: Fomitopsis serialis
Lineage: Eukaryota; Fungi; Basidiomycota; Agaricomycetes; Polyporales; Fomitopsidaceae
Exons: 3
Coding region: 76-843 (255 amino acids)
Source: RefSeq, a predicted model, not a curated record
GGUAAUGAUACUGUAGUCGCGCGACCGAGGAUGCCUCCAUUGUUGAGCGUAAACUCCAGAAUGGGCUGGUGAAGUAUGGCUACUACGACAACCUCCUCUCUCGGGACCUCGAGGCGCGCAAGAACACUGAACCGAAAACGGCUGAGCAGCGCGCCGCGAAGGAGAGGCAGGCGGCGGAGGGGCGCAGGCAUCAGGGUCACGGCCAGGGUCACUCCGCGGGUACUUCCAACGGGGCAGCUCAGCCCUCCGGGUCUCAGUCUGGUCCACGUCGCUCGUGGCCGAACGGCCCGACACCUAUCACAUCCUUGCGGAAGUCCCGUGAGGACGCGUUCAACGGCGAGCUGUUCUCUCGGACGACCGAGGAUGCUUUCAUGGUUGAGCGUGAGCUCCAAGAAGGACUGGUGGAACGCGGCCACUACGACGAACUCGAGGCGCGCAGAACCGCCGAUCCGGAAACGAAAGAGGAGCGCGCCGCGAGGGAGAGACAGGAGAUGGAGGGGCGCAGGCGUCUACGUCAGGGCCUGGGUCACUCCGCGGGGACUUCUAACGGGGCAACUCAGCACUCCGGGCCUCAGUCGCAGGCUUCGCCGAGUCGCCCGCGGCCGAACGGCCCGAGACCCCAUCCUGCAUCCUGGAGUAGCCCCCGGGAGGACGCUCUCGACGGCGACCUGUUUACCUGGGCAUCUGAGGAUGCCUCCAUGGUCGAGCGUGAGCUUCAAGAAGGACUGGCGGAGCACGGCUCCCUUCUCUCUCGGGACCUCGCGCCGGCGGGCUCUGGACGCGUCGCGGCUCAGGAGCAAGCCGAGAGGCAGCGUGCGCAAAAUAUACGGGCGGCGCAGGUGAGAGCCAGCCUUCGGCAGGUCCAGGAUCGUCAGCGGAACAAGGCUGGGCGGAGUCGUCCGCCUCCUCAGCAGCCGAACGGUGGUUCGGGGCACAACGGCGGCGCCGGGCGGGGGGCAGGAGCCCAUCACCGUCGCCGGGAGUAUGACCUCGACGGCGAGCUGUUCGAGCGCGGCUUCGAGAUAGACGGGCUUGACUGAGGCGAUGUAGCAUGGUCGUGGGGGGUUACGAUGUAUUCCCGCCUGUUGUACGCAUGCGUACCCCUUGUAAAGCCAACCGUAACGUGAAGGCGCGGUCCUAACGUCGG